CACGGCUAGCCGUACGGUACCCCUCAGUCCAAAACGCCACACAUCCGACUUUUCGGCGAGAAAGAAUCACCCAACAGCUUACGAAUCAAGCCCUAGCUUCAAAGGGCCACUCGUGCUCCCCAGCACACUCUCCACUUCUGACCACCGAAUUCGAAUGAAAAACUUCUACCUAGAUAACGACAAUCUACAACAGCAAGGUGAAUGUGCACUGCCUCUAAAACCGACGGCGAACACAGAUUUGAUAUUGAAGACCAUUAUGGAUCACUUUGCCUUUCAUGAUGCGCCAGUAGAUGUAAAGGAGAUGGCCGAAAGCAUGGAAUUUUAUCUCAGAACCCGUAAGCGACUCAUGGGCAUGGCGAAGAAACGCAUCAUGAAGAACGCAAGGUCUGGGAAUGGAGACGAAGAUUCAAUAUGCACGAAGUGUGAGGUGAACGAGAAGAUUGUACAAGUGUUUGACAUGUGUUCGGGGCAUGGUCUUACAGGGAUGUUAUUUGCCGCAUGCAAUCCACCCAAAGCAACUCAAAACAAUCGAACGCUGGUAGUAGAAACCCAUCUAGUUGACGUGGUGGAACCGCUCUCCCAUGUCGUAUUAAGGGAAUUAAUUGCAGACGUUUGUCCCUGGAUCAAGGACAACGUUUAUUUCCAUGCUUGCCGAUUGGAGGAAUUGAUCACGACAAAUGAUAGAUCGACCGACGUUUCCAUCGAGUGCAGCAACGAGAACGAUUCCGAUACAGCUGUAGUUGCAGGUUCUUGUCCGAUUGUGAUUGCCACCCAUGCCUGCGGAAAAUUGACGGAUCAGGUGUUGCAUCAAGCUGUCGACAUGAAUGCGUGUGCCAUUGCAGCUAUGCCAUGUUGCUAUACUGGGACGGACAAGGGAGUUUCAUACGGUAUUAGGAGGGCUUUGGGUGUCGCCUGGGCGGCAGAUAUAAGAAGAACCCAGUUUCUGGAUGACAACAAGUAUCAUGUUGAUUACGCAACAAUCCCCCUUGAAAUUACGCCCUUAAAUCGUAUCAUUAUGGCCGAAGAGAGACUUUGAUAAGUCUGGAUUAAUUAAUCAUCUGAACACAC
Messenger RNA from Pseudo-nitzschia multistriata, 1068 nucleotides. The record is from the annotation of a GenBank genome assembly. Lineage: Eukaryota; Bacillariophyta; Bacillariophyceae; Bacillariales; Bacillariaceae.